GGCAGACUCCAACAACAACUAUAUAAAGCUCGAGGCGCAGACAAAACUCCUAAACCCUCCGGAGAAGUUAGGAUCUUAUUCGACGAUUUCGAAAUCGCUUCAAAACUCAAAGCUGUCGGCUAUCGAUUCGUUCUCUCAGGUUUGCUUGCCUCUCUGCACUUUUAGGGUUUCGUUCCUUUUCUACCCCAAGAUCCGAUCGCCGUUAUCAAAAGGAUGGAGGCUUUAUCUGAUCCUGGCUUGGGCUCAGGCUCCUUGUUUAGGGUUUCAAUUUUAGGCUUACUUUUAUUUUGCUAUAGAUAUUCCGAUCCCUCGGUACUUCGAAAACUUUGCGUAUUACGUUCAAAGGAUUUGAGGAACUUGAAAUCGAGGCAAGAUUUCAUAGUACUGUUAGGGUUUGAAGAUGAAUGGAUGUAGGAAAUCAUAAUCUGUGGCACUCUCAUCAGCAGUAUGAUGAUAUCAAGGGCUGUGAUGAUGUAUAGCUUUUCUGUCCGGGUGAUCUCGGAACUUGGUCUCUCAGUGAUUUCUCUCAUUGUUUUUCUAAAUUGUUGGUUAUAGCAUGGCCUUUAAGGCGGUAAAGAGGCCGGCGAAUAGGUCAGAUAUAUCGGUGUAUUCUCGACCAGGACCAGGAGGAGGAGCUGUUUGCAAGUUCUUCCAGCAAGGAAAAUGCACCAAGAUAGAGUGUAGGUUCUCCCACGUUGUAGCACCAACUCCACUGACAAACCCUCGAGCUUUGGUUCGGACCAGGGAGGAGACUAUUACCAGAAGGGAUAAAAACAUAGACAGCAUUGUUACGCAGAAGGCCGUGGCUACUCCGAAGAGAAUGCCUGGCCAGCAAAGCAUGGCUACUCAGAAGAGCAUUGUUACGCAGAAGAGCCUGGCUAACAAGAAUAGCAUUGCCACCCAGAAAAGCAUAGUUACUCAGCAAAGCAUCCCUACCCAGAAAAGCAUUGCUACCCAGAAAAAUAAUGCCAUUCUGAAGCCCCUAGAAAAGGUCUGCAAAUUCUGGGCUAAUGGAAAAUGUAUGAAAGGUGAUAGAUGCCCAUACCUGCAUUCUUGGUUCCGUGGAGAUGGGUUCUCCAUGUUGGCAAAACUCCAAGACCACAAGAAGACGGUCACUGGCAUUGUGCUUCCCGAAGGAUCUAGCAAGCUCUAUUCAGCCAGUAAAGACGGAACAGUCAGAGUUUGGGACUGCCGUACUGGUCAUUGUGGCAGUGUAAUUAAUCUUGGUGGUGAAGCAGGUUGUUUAUUUAGCAAGGGUCCAUGGGUUUUUGCGGGUGCCCCAAAUGUUGUUGAGGCAUGGAACAUUCAGACAAAUGCUGAGUUUAGCCUAAGUGCACCUGCUGCGCAAGUGCAUGCCAUGGAGGUUGGUAAUGAAAUGCUCUUCGCUGGGACACAGGAGGGCAUUAUAUUGGUGUGGAAAGAUGGUCCCGAGGAUAAUCCAUUUCAGCUUGCUGCACCUCUGGAAGGCCACACCGGUGCUGUGGUAUGCUUAAAAGUUGAAGCUGACAGGCUUUACUCUGGUUCUGUGGACCAUACUAUUAGGGCAUGGGACCUUAAUAUGCUGCAGUCUAUUAUGACACUAAAUGCACAUUCUGAUGUGGUGACGUCCCUUAUUUGCUGGGGUCAAUUUUUGAUCUCAUGCUCAUUGGACUGCACAAUAAAAGUCUGGGCUGAGAAAGGCAACUUGGAAGCAACAUACACUCACACUCAAGAACAUGGUCUUCUUGGUCUUUCUGGAGUGGCAGAUGCAGAAGCUAAGCCAGUCCUGUUAUGCUCAUGUAAAGACAAUUCUGUUUGGCUCUACGAACUGCCGUCAUUUGCUGAAAGGGGCAGAUUAUUUGCAAAAGAAGAAGUUGGGGCGAUUCAGGUAGGACCUGGGGGACUAUUCUUCAGUGGGGAUGGAACUGGUCUCCUCUCUGUUUGGAAGUGGGUGGAACCUGGCCUCAAAGUAGAGUCUUCAUGAGUAGCAGACAAUCAACAUUUCAGUACUAUUUGGUUUGCAAGAGCCAUUGAGCCAUAAUUGCACUCAAGUUUGUAAAUAUUAACAGUUAUUCAAACCAAUGCUGUUUGUUGCAGCAACUCUUAAUAUCAUUUGAUAAAAGAGCCUUAAAUUUCAAGGUUCCAUGCUA
Rosa rugosa (rugosa rose) is the source of this 2129-nucleotide messenger RNA. Its product is annotated as zinc finger CCCH domain-containing protein 48-like. The record is from RefSeq and is a predicted model, not a curated record. The transcript has 7 exons. Bases 557 to 1963 code for a protein of 468 amino acids. Gene Ontology annotation, molecular function: metal ion binding; protein binding. Lineage: Eukaryota; Viridiplantae; Streptophyta; Magnoliopsida; Rosales; Rosaceae.